AUGGUCAUUGUGAGAACUAUUCCAACUUACUCUUCAUACCGAAAGGGUGUUAACUAUGGUAGUUAUUGUAAGUUUAAUCUGAUCAAGUAUAAACCAUGGUCUCGUACCGUAGCUUCACUGUGGAAUAACAAUAAAGAGUGUGAUGAAACAUUCAUAGGAACAUGGGGUGCCUUUUUACAGUCAGAAAUAGCUACAGACUUGGUUCCUCAUUUUGCUUUUGAAUUAGAAAAUUUACAGAGCUCAACAAUAUAUGAAAAAGAAAGUGACGCUUCUGAUGAUGAAAAUAAUACAAAUUUGUCCAAUCAGGAUGAGAAGGAGGAAUGGAUGUUUCUCUCUGAGCUUCUCAUCAACAAUCCCAAUGACUCGGAUGAAAAUGACAGACUGGAAGAUGUGCAAUACUGGAAUCAACAGAGAAGUCAAUUUACUGAACAGGAAAUCAGCAAUAUGCCAGCCUGGAUCAGUGCCCAGAGAAGCAUUCAUCUCAACGAUGAUGUUUUAUCAGUUCCUUCUGAUGAAUCGGAAAAUAUUGAGAAGUUGAAUUUACAGCAGCGUAAAGCAUUUGACUUGGUUAUUCAUCAUUCUGAAUCUGAUACUUGUGAGCAGCUUUUACUUUUGGUCAUUGGUAAAGCAGGUAGUGGUAAGAGUUUCUUGAUUGACAGAUUGCGCUAUGCUCUAAAUGCAAGCUGUUACAUUUCAGCUUUGUUCGGUAUUGCUGCUUACAAUGUAAGCGGUAAAACACUACACUAUUUACUUAAGUUGCCUGUGAGAGGGAAGCGUAACCAUGAACUUCAAGGUGCCAGCUUAUCACAGAUACAAAAUACAUUUUGUAAUAAAAAGUAUCUGAUCAUAGAUGAGUAUUCUGUUAUCAGUCAACGAGAUUUAUCUUGGGUCAAUAGAAGGUGUAAGCAAGCCACAGGUAUAACUGAGAAAGCAUUUGGUGGCAUCAACAUUAUUUUAGUUGGUGACUUGGGUCAGCUACCUCCUGUCAAUGGUAAGGUUCUUUACCAUCAUAAACCUUCUACAGAACAUGACUCAGAAGGAUUUUUUUUAUACAACAUGUUUCAAACAGUGAUAGAGCUAACUAUCAAUCAACGAGUUUCUGGAAACAAUCAGGACUGUGUUGAAUUCAAAAAUUUGCUCUCCAAUAUCAGAGAUGGUAAACCAACACUUCAUGAUUGGAGCACUUUACUAACUCGCACUCCUAGAAUUUGUAAUAAUAUUAAUUCUUUCUCUGAAUCCUUGAGAUUAUCUUAUGGUAACAGAGAAGUUGCAAAGAAUAAUUUUACGUCAUUAAAAUCUCUUCAAAAACCAAUUGCCAAAAUAAAAGCAAUCCAUAGCAAAGCUUCUGCUGCUAAAUUUUCUGCUGAUGAUAUGGGUGGUCUGUCACCAUGUAUUUAUUUAGCUGUAGGUGCCAGAGUGAUGCUCACAAGGAAUCUUUGGACAGAAGUGGGUUUGUGCAAUGGUUCUUUAGGAACCAUUCAUAACAUCGUGUAUGCAUCUGCUUACGAACUCUUUCCAGUAGCAAUUCUUGUUCAAUUUGACACUUAUUCUGGUCCAUGUUUUAAUAACGACAAUGUUGUGCCAAUUGCACCCUGCUCAAGCACUUCUGAAUCAUAUGGGUCAAACUUUGAAAGGACACAAUUUCCUUUAAAAUUAGCUUGGGCCAUUACAAUUCACAAAUCACAAGGUCUUACUCUACCAAAGGUGUGGAUUGACCUUGGCAGCAGUGAAAAAUCACCAGGAUUGACUUAUGUUGCAUUGUCGAGAGUCCGAAAAUUGCAAGAUCUUAUAGUUGAACCAAUGAGUUAUGAACGUCUUACAUCCAUAAGCAACAGUGCAAAUUUUCAAUACCGUAUUUCAGAAGAGCAUAGACUGCAUGAUAUAGCUAUAUAA
Hydractinia symbiolongicarpus is the source of this 1893-nucleotide messenger RNA. Its product is annotated as ATP-dependent DNA helicase PIF1-like. Bases 1 to 1893 code for a protein of 630 amino acids. The record is from RefSeq and is a predicted model, not a curated record. Gene Ontology annotation, biological process: telomere maintenance; DNA repair. Lineage: Eukaryota; Metazoa; Cnidaria; Hydrozoa; Anthoathecata; Hydractiniidae. The transcript has a single exon. Gene Ontology annotation, molecular function: DNA helicase activity.